Molecule: messenger RNA, 564 nt
Organism: Aspergillus sclerotioniger CBS 115572
Lineage: Eukaryota; Fungi; Ascomycota; Eurotiomycetes; Eurotiales; Aspergillaceae
Product: PHO88 family protein
Exons: 3
Coding region: 1-564 (187 amino acids)
Biological process (GO): protein targeting to ER
Cellular component (GO): endoplasmic reticulum; mitochondrion
Source: RefSeq, a predicted model, not a curated record
AUGGUGUCUCCUCAAGUCACAAACCUGGCCAUCAUCGUGGUGAUGAUGCAGCUGGCCAAGAAGGUCCCCUUUGAAAACCCCGAUGUCCUUCUUCUGGUCCGUGGCAUGUACAUCUUGUCCAACGUGCUCAUCCUGGGACUAUACCUCUACACCCAGUCCAAGAUCAACAAAAAGAAUGACUUGACUACUCUGAAAUACGUGGAGCCUGCUCCCAUGGGAAGCGGCGAGGAGCCCCGUCCGGUGACGACCACCAACAUGGAAUACGACAAGCAGCAGCUGCGCCAGCUGAUGAGAAGCCAGCUGAUGGGCGUGGGCAUGAUGGGCGUGAUGCAUCUCUACUUCAAGUACACCAACCCUCUUUUGAUCCAGUCAAUCAUCCCCCUCAAGGGUGCCAUCGAGGCGAACUUGGUCAAGAUCCACGUCUUCGGAAAGCCCGCGACUGGUGAUCUCCAGCGCCCCUUCAAGACCGCCAACAGUUUCAUGAACCAGGGCCAGGUCAAGAGCGACAAGGCGUCUGUUGAGAGCGCGGAGAAGAACUGGAGGGGAGGUGUCAAGGAAGAGUAG